Molecule: messenger RNA, 792 nt
Organism: Arvicola amphibius (Eurasian water vole)
Lineage: Eukaryota; Metazoa; Chordata; Mammalia; Rodentia; Cricetidae
Gene: Olig1
Product: oligodendrocyte transcription factor 1
Exons: 1
Coding region: 1-792 (263 amino acids)
Molecular function (GO): protein dimerization activity
Source: RefSeq, a predicted model, not a curated record
AUGUACUAUGCGAUUUCUCAGGCGCGCGUGAACGCCGCUCCCGCGACCAUGCUGCGACCACAGCGGCCGGGAGACGUGCAGCUCGGGACUUCGCUGUACGAGCUGGUGGGUUACAGACAGCCACCCAUUUCGUCGUCCUCCUCCUCCACAUCCUCCUCCUCUUCCACUGCGGCCCUCCUCCCCAAGGCUGCGCGUGAGAAGCCAGAAGCACCGCUCGCCGAGCCGCUGGGAACGGCGCCGGAGUCCCGGGGUGCCCGGGCCGACGCCAAAGAGGAACAGCAGCAGCAGCAGCUGCGGCGCAAGAUCAACAGCCGCGAGCGGAAGCGCAUGCAGGAUCUGAACUUGGCCAUGGAUGCACUACGCGAAGUUAUCCUGCCCUACUCGGCGGCGCACUGCCAGGGAGCACCGGGCCGCAAGCUCUCCAAGAUCGCUACGCUGCUGCUCGCCCGCAACUACAUCCUGCUCCUGGGAAGCUCCCUGCAGGAGCUGCGCCGCGCGCUCGGCGAGGGUGCGGGGCCCGCAGCCCCGCGCCUACUCCUGGCCGGCCUGCCCCUGCUGGCCGCCGCGCCCGGCUCUGUGCUGCUGGCACCCGGCGCUGUAGGGCCCCCCGAAACACUGCGCCCCACCAAGUACCUGUCACUAGCGCUGGACGAGCAACCGUGCGGCCAGUUCGCUCUUCCCGCUGGUGGCGCAGGUGGCCCGGGCCUCUGCUCGUGUGCGGUGUGCAAAUUCCCGCAUCUGGUCCCCACUGGCCUAGGCCUGGCAGCGGUACAAGCUCAGUUCUCCAAGUGA